This is a messenger RNA of Mirounga angustirostris (Northern elephant seal), 3504 nucleotides long. It is a transcript of the gene TRIM69, whose product is annotated as tripartite motif containing 69. The coding region runs from base 2406 to 3443 and encodes 345 amino acids. Gene Ontology annotation, cellular component: cytoplasm. The record is from RefSeq and is a predicted model, not a curated record. Gene Ontology annotation, molecular function: ubiquitin protein ligase activity; protein binding. Gene Ontology annotation, biological process: protein ubiquitination. NCBI's taxonomy places the organism in Eukaryota, Metazoa, Chordata, Mammalia, Carnivora, Phocidae. The transcript has 4 exons.
GAAUAAUGCCUUAGGAAAGCUGGGAAAAAUCUUUUGUAGGGUUUCUUCUUUCUUUCAACCCCACCCCUUUAUUCAGAUGAUUAUUAGUAAGCUCAGAAAAUAUAACAUAUCUUGCAAAGUUCUUUUCUAGAGUUGCUGAUUAUAGGAAAGGAGCAGUGGAGUAGCUCUGGCCUACUCCCUCAAUCAAUCAAAUAUUUAUUUACCUAUACCCUGCCAUGACAGCACUCUGCUAGAUGCUGUGUAGAAUAUGGACGUACAAGAUAUUGCUCUUGUUAUAAAAGUCUUGAAAUUUAGUCAAGUUUAAAAUGAAUAAAACAACAGAAGCAAGAUAGUCUACUAUUGAGAGCUAGGUUUUGUAAUAUUUGUAAUUCAUAAAUAUUUAGAUUUUCAAAGAAUAUUAGAGAAAACUGAAAUAGGGGAUGUAUGGUGAAUGAAAGCUUGAAUUGGGAAAUCAUUUGCAUUUGAAUGGGCAGAAGAAAGAAAUGAGUAUCCUAAAUGAUAACAAUGUAAGUAAAAGUAUAGUUAGUGAGAACAGUAUAACUAGAGUAAAAAAAUGUAAUCUUCUCCAAACCCCUGUAGUAAGCCAAUAAGAGCAUAAAACUCAGUUUUUCUGCUGCUUUUUAUUUUCUUUACAAUUCUUAGAAGAGACAGGAAUUAUGCCUUAGGGGAAAUGAAAGACUUGCAGCAAUAGCUCACUUUUUUUUCCUCACACCCUGGGGCUUUAGGAGAGAUAGCCCUAUGGUCCUUCAUCUCCCAAGUUAGUGUGGGUUAAUUCUGUGUGGUAUCCCCAGAAGGAGCUCACCACCCAUCAAGGUCAACUGGAGGCAACCCUGAAGGAACUUCAGUCCCUGAAGAAUAUGCAGAAAGAUGCUAUAGCUGCUUACAAGGUGAGAAGCAGGGUAGAGGGGUUAUGAGAUAGAACUGAAACACCUUCCUUGUAACUUCAGCUAUAUGAGUAGAAAGGUGCCUGUACGUGUAUUAUGAAUACACUAAGUGGCACCUGGGCUACAGAAUUAGAAAAUAGACACUGAAGGGUGGAAAGAAAUAUAGCAGGGAAAUAAGUUCUCAAUGGUUGAUCAACAGAGAGAGCAGACUGACCUUUCUGUUAUAGGCUGAUGCUUCUGAUGGCUCAAUCACUAGGUGAUUGAUCUGAGGUUGAGAUCUGUCUGAUCUUUCCCUUUAUAUAUGGCAAAAUAAGGGAUUUAUCAGAAAAAUCCACUAAAGAUUAUUAUGUCCAAAGAAAUACAUUUCUUUUCUUUGGGUUUAUAACCAGGCUACCUCUGAUUGAAGGUCUCUCGGAUUGCUGGUUUUUUACCAUCCAAUUUGAUCUUUCCUAGCUUCCCCCAAACUAAAUAAACUAUUGCCUAGAGCUUCACAGGAGCUCUAGGAGAACAUUAAUAGUCAGAAACUUGGCAAAGCAGUCCCUAGGUUAUGGGGCUAAAUUGGGGCUUCUAUUUCUUCACUAAUUAUUCUAUGGAGGAGAAUCUUCUCUGGCUUUUGGCAUCUGGAAGAAGAAAUAUGUACAAUGAGGGAAAGAAGAAGGAUAGAUGGAAAUAAUGAUGUCUCCAGAGAAUGUUGUUUCUGUUGUAAGAGUUUCCAGUUCAGCUAUUACAGUCAACAUUCAUUCACUCAAAAAUUAUUUAUUGAGUGGUAAGGUAUUACACUAGAUACCAUAUUACACUAGGGUGGGAGACGGAUUAAUGGGACUAAGUAAUCCCAUUAAUAGCAAUAAAAUGACAACUGUGACAAUUAGUAUAAAUGAAAAUAAAGGGUACCAUGAGAACAUAUACAUGAAGAACUAAUCUAUGCUGAGACCCAGGAAUUGUUGCAAUAGAAGUACCUGAGUAAAUGAGCAUAAGAAGUUAGUUUUGGUGAAAUUGCUGGGGAUGAUAAAGUCCUGGGUGAUUAAGAGAAUGAGCAGAUAAAGGUGGAGAUCACUAGAAAUGAGGAGAAUAAGGAUCUGAGAAGCCUGGAUGUCAGAAGGAUGUUGCAGUACCUUAAGAAAGGGGUAUAGCAGUUAUCAAUUUCAGUGCUUCAGACAUUGUCCAUCUCCUGUUUCUUCUAUAUUGUCCUGGCAGUGGAAGUGGCAUCCCCCCAGCUCUGAUUUCUAGAUAAGAAUAGUUCUUUCAGCCUCCUUAUGGCCCCAGUUUAACAGCAUCACUUGGUAGACAUCACUUCUGGGUAGGAGGGUACUAUCAUUCAUUUUAGAAUGUUUAAUUAACCCCACAGCCUUAUUUAAUAUGGCAUUGGUUACCACCCCCAGUACUGCAAUAGGUACCUAGAGACCACUUUUGACUAUUUCAUUCCUGAACUAUUAUUAAACUAACUGAGAAAAACAAAGUAAGUCUCCCAAAGGACUCCUACUAUUUAAUAUAGUUGAGUGAUAAUACUCAAGAGCCAUUUUAAUGCAUCUUCCUGUUAUGGUAUUUCCCAAAUUGUAUGAGUACUGGUGGUGUGGACCCCCAUCCCCAAGUGCUAGUCUCAGUAAUUACCAUGGUGAUGAUCAUGGAGGUUUCCAGGAAAACAAGCUACAUCUGCAGCAACACAUCUCCUUGGAGUUUCUAAAGCUACAUCAGUUCCUGCAUGGCAAAGAAAAGAACAUUUUAAAUGAGCUCCGAGAAGAGGGGAAAGCCUUGAAUGAGGAGAUGGAGCUGAAUCUGAACCAGCUUCAGGAACAGUGUCUCCUAGCCAAGGAGAUGUUGGUGAGCAUCCAGGCACGGAUGGAACAGCAGAAUCCCUUCGACUUUCUCAAAGAUAUCUCAUCUCUCUUGGAUAGCUUGGAACAAGGAAUGAAGGUGCUGAUGCCCAGAGAGCUUAUCUCCAGAAAGCUGAACCCAGGCCUGUACAAAGGUCCCAUCCAAUACAUGAUGUGGAGGGAAAUGCAGUUUUCUCUCUCUCCAGGCCUAUCUUCAUUAACUCUGGACCCUAAAACAGCUCACCCAAAUCUGAUGCUCUCCAAAAAUCGAACCAGUGUGUGGCAUGGUGACAUUAAGCAGGUAAUGCCUGAUGAUCCAGAGAGGUUUGACUCAAGUGUGGCUGUGCUGGGCUCAAAAGGCUUCACAUCUGGAAAGUGGUACUGGGAAGUAGAAGUAGCAAAGAAGACAAAAUGGACAGUUGGAGUCGUCAGAGAAUCCAUCAUUCGGAAGGGCAGCUGUCCUCUAACUCCUGAGCAAGGAUUCUGGCUUUUAAGACUAAGGAACCAAAGUGACCUAAAGGCUCUGGAUUUGCCAUCUUGCAGCCUGAAACUGACUAACAACCUCAACAAGGUGGGCGUAUACCUUGAUUAUGAAGGAGGGCAGGUGUCCUUCUACAAUGCUAAAACCAUGACCCACAUUUACACCUUCACUAGCACUUUCACGGAGAAACUUUAUCCCUACUUCUGCCCUUGCCUUAAUGAUGGUGGAGAGAAUAAAGAACCCUUGCAUAUCUUACAUCCACAGUAAUUAGUCAUGCUAUUGUGUAAAUUCAGAGUGUUAUUAAAGAGGUAUUAAAAUAGUUUACCAG